Guyanagaster necrorhizus is the source of this 1324-nucleotide messenger RNA. RefSeq lists its product as uncharacterized. Gene Ontology annotation, molecular function: DNA binding. The transcript is spliced from 4 exons. The record is from RefSeq and is a predicted model, not a curated record. Bases 263 to 1246 code for a protein of 327 amino acids. NCBI's taxonomy places the organism in Eukaryota, Fungi, Basidiomycota, Agaricomycetes, Agaricales, Physalacriaceae.
UGUAUAAGUUUCUCUACGCCUUCGUCGGCGGCCGUCACUAGAUCCACAGAGUUCAGCUUCUCCCGCGUCGCCAGGACGUAUGUCUGUCUACGGAUCUGAUCUUCACGGAGGUACCGCCCAGCGCGUCGGGCAAGGUCGCAGGCAAAAUCAUGCAGCUUCUGGAGGUCCUGGAUGGUGAACGUCGUGGUGGUCAUAAUCACGAUCGUGGUCCGGUCCGCCGUUUGUAAUUCGGGUUGUGGUUCCUUUCUUGAUUACCACCACCAUGCAUCCAGUCAUCAUGAGCGAUGACAAGCCCUCGAAGAGAGUCGUUAUCCGUGCCAACAAGGUCCAGACAGAGAUAUUGAAGGAGGCGUAUACCAAGUUUCAAACUGUGAAUGUGGAGCAGCUGGAGAGUUUGUUUGAACAGACUGGCUUGCCAAAGAAGUGGAUCAGCAACUGGUUUAUGCGGCAGAGGAAGAAGAAUCGCGUCAAGCAGGAAGAUGUUUUCAAGGCUGAAUAUCAAGAACCUGCUCUUGACACUGUUACCACGCCCAAGAGAUCUGCGCCGAAGAGAACCAAGAAAGCUAUGUCUGUAAAACAACUUGUUACUCCCAAGCUAGAGUAUCCCGACGAAGACGAGAUUCAGCUACUCAGUUCACCGCUACCUGUGUCGAAGGCUUUUGACGCGUAUCAUGAACUAUCUGGCUCUUCACCAUCUACAGCUAUAUCCACAAACCAUUCUCAAGCUAUCUCUGCUCCUACGCCUGCCUGGACAGCACCUAUAAACGCCGAUGGCAGUUCCAGUCAGCAGCCUUGGAUCGCUCCUUCUACAGACCGUUCCCAUAUGCUAGGUCAGCCUCAGUUUAUGCCUUCCCCUUGGCCUUUCGACGCCAAAGAGAACUUGCCGGACGACUAUAUGCGCACCCAAGUCGCUGACCACAUGCAUUAUAAUGGCAAUAUACCUUCUUCAGUUUCGUGUGCUAUGCCCUACACCCAGGCAUCUUUUAUGCAGCAACAACCAUCUUUCAUGGAUCAGCUUCAGUUUCCUCGUCAUCACUCUUACCCGCCGACUUCAGCACUUAUUGCAGACACCUUGAACCCUCAGCUCACGCCCUUGAGGCAUCUCAGCGUCCUUGCGAACCAAAACUAUCCCAAUGACGCUAGUGUCCUCUCGGCUUGUCUGUUGGACGAACAGCUUGGUCAGAACGACCCCUUCCAAGCAGCGAUGGGCCUGGUGUACUUGUCUCGACUUGGACUGAACUGGUAGAGCUCGCUUGUCCUUUGUUACGUAUUGUUUUGGUAGAUAAUAGUGCUUGAUAUGAUACCUUACUGUUGUGAUUCAUAA